AACAGCAAAGAAAAAACAAAACGUAUUAUAUAUGGUUCAUUUUUAAAUAUGCAGAUAUGAUGCAAACCCUCUACUGUGUUUAUGUUUGAAGAGGCUUUUUUCCCCCCAGUCUGAGCUGAAAUAAAAACACACAUUCAUACAUUCAAGUUCAACAAAGAGAAAUGAAAAGGUCACAUUUUUUGUAUUCAAACAGUCUGGUUUUCUAAAUGAGGUAAAAAAAAACCCCAUCUGUUUGGCACUUCUCUGAGAGGAGAACUGGUUAACGAUCUAAUCAGCACAAAUCUGCUGCAGGAGUGUCUGUUUAGCACAAUCUGCUGCAGGCUACCUUGUAAAUCUGGAAGAAAAAAAAAACACAAGGUGCUGGAGGAAAAAAAACAACAUAUUCUAAAAAUAUUUAGCAGAGUGAGAAAUCAGAAGAACCAAGCCAAAAAAAAAAUUAGGCCAAUGAGAUGCGCCCCUAUGAGUUGAGGCAGAGCAUUAGAUGCCCUAAAAAGUAUGGGGAGACUAUUAAGGAGAGGAACUUCUUGUUGGCUCCGCCGUUCGAUCUGGAGCUUAUGUUCCAGGAGCGGGACCCCCAGAGACCCCUGGAUGAGAGGUACAUCAGGAACGCCGCGGUUCUUCCGGGUCUCUCUGAUCGUCCGCGAGGGCGGCAGCCGGCCGUCGGGACGGAGGAGAGGAGCCCCGGCGGUGAGCUGAUGAUCCACGGUUAUUCGGUGGAGGACUUCCAGCGGACGUAUCACUCUGUGGUGGAUCCCCUGCUCUACAGACCUUGUGGGAAGCUCAGGCCUUACAGCCAGGAGCUCGGCUUUACCAUCAAGGGACGCCUGCUGGAGGAGCUGGCCUAUCCGACGCUGGAAAUGUCCCAGAGUCCGGACGGAAAGGUGGAGGUGAAGGAGAGGUUCUGUGUGCUUCGUCCAACACCUUACAUAGACGUAGACUGUACCGGGGAUCCGUGGUAAAAGACUUUCUAUGACACAUGUUGGGUUUGCCGUCUGCCAAACUUCAUUUCUUAACAUGGACUUCUCUUGCUGAAUGUAGCAGACUAAUAUUUCAUUUUUUCAACCAACUCUGUACAAAUUGAAAUGUAGGGGGGUGAAAAAUUAUCUCUUGAGAAAUAGAAUAUGAAAUUGAGCAAAGAUUGCAACCCUUAUUAUGAACCUUUAUGAGGCCUAAUAGUCUGAAGGUCCUGAGUCUGAAGUCUUGUAUCGGUCUAAUCCUUUCUGAGCACAAAUUCCUGAAGUGAUGUUCACCGACGGAUAUAAAUAUAUAGAAACAGAUUAAAUGAUGUUAAAAACAAGAUCAGAGAUUAUCACUUAUGUUUAAAACUAAUAAAAAAUAAACUCAGCUGCCAACAUUUUCUGCUGUUCCAAGCCGUUCCAGUGAGUAAAUAAUAACAAUCCAUUGCUGGGUCCUUUUUAUUAUAGGUACAUUGAGAAAAUAAAACGUCCAAAAAGUUCCCUUUAUUUCAGCAAUUAAAUAAAAAAAAAACUUUAAGUUUGAAGCGUGUUUCUGUUUAUUUUGGGAAUUAUCAAUUGUUAAUCGUGAUUCUGUUGGCCAUAACAUAACAUUCCUGUAUUUAAAAAUCCUUUUUUUUAGCCUGUAGUCAUCUAGUUCUGUGAUAAACUGAAUAUUCAUUAGUUUUCAUUAGUUGUUAGCCAUGAUCUUAAAUCUUAAGAUUAAUUAACAGAAACACACAGAAAUGUAUAAUUCUGUGCUUAAUGUAUUCAUAUGAGCAUCCCUUUUUGAAUCGAACUACCAAAAUAAAAAGGAAGUAAUCGAUGAUAUUCUACUUUAUUAAGAGGCACCUGUAGAUAAUGUUUUACUUUAAUUGUGCAUAUAUGCCACAUGAUGGGUACGUGUAAAUAGCUGUAUGU
This is a messenger RNA of Fundulus heteroclitus (mummichog), 1874 nucleotides long. RefSeq lists its product as uncharacterized. NCBI's taxonomy places the organism in Eukaryota, Metazoa, Chordata, Actinopteri, Cyprinodontiformes, Fundulidae. The record is from RefSeq and is a predicted model, not a curated record. Bases 450 to 959 code for a protein of 169 amino acids. The transcript has 2 exons.